GAGGAGGUCGGUGCAGGGACCCAUGGAACCAGUGAUCCACACGUUUCCUAGUUCACGAUGCGCUUUACGGAUCCGUUAAGAUGUUCGUGUUACCAGAUCAUCAGCUGUCUGUUCGCCUUCCACUUUUACGACUCAAGCUUCGCACAGGAUCCUUCGUGUUGCCAACACGCGGCUGAGCACUCUGUGUGUAGAGAAGCAUGCGAGCAGCUGGGGACCAUAAAGAGCGAGUCCCGUCUGAAACACCUGCUCCUGCGGCUGCCCGGCUACUGCCCGGUGUCCAUGAAUGAAUUGUGGAUCUGCGUCAACUCCACUCUUCCAGGAGUGUCCAGGAGGUCUGACGGCUGGGUCGGCCUGGGCUGCUGUGAGCUGGCCAUGUCAGUGGAGUGUCGCAGGGAAUGCAAGCAGGCCGCAUCCAAAAAUGACAUAACAAAAAUAUGCAAGAAAGAUGCAGAGAAACCUCUUUACAGUUGCAUCACAAAAAACGAAAUGGGCUCCACGUGCUGCAGCUACGCGGGCCGCCACACCACCUGCAGGGAGUACUGCCAGGCCAUCUUCCGGACGGACUCCUCGCCCACGGUGUCACAGAUCAACGCCGUCAAAGACUACUGCCAGAGCCACAGUACCCAGCUCAUCGGCUGUGUGGGCAACUACACCAAGUCGUACCCCAUCCGCAACCCCAUCGACAGCCUGUACUGCUGCGACCGGGCGGAGGACGCCCACUGCCAGGUGGCGUGCCGGCGGAUCCUGCGGACCCUGAGCACGGAGCAGGAGAUCAUGGAGGGGCUGAUCGAGCAGUGCCGCUCGCAGCCACUGCCCCAGGACCCCAUGUGGCAGUGCUUCCUGGGGAGCGCGCAGCCCCCCGCCAAGCCGCACGAGGAGCCCCUGCCCCCCGCCAAGAUGGACCGGGCCAAGCUGCACUGCUGCUCCAAGGCCAACACCUCGCUCUGCAGGGACAUGUGCCAGAAGGUGAGCACCAACUGGGGCAGCCAGACGUGGCAGGAGUUCCACCAGCUCUGUGAGUACAAUGUGGUGGAGACGCAGCUGAUCGCCUGCCUGGCCGACGUCCGCGAGCCCUGCCAGCUGGGCUGCACCGGCCUCAGCUACUGCUCCAACUUCAACAACAGGCCGACUGAGCUGUUCCGCAGCUGCAGCGUCCAAUCAGACCAGGGUGCUAUGAAUGACAUCAAGCUGUGGUCCAAUGGGACGAUCAAGAUGCCCUUCAUGAACAUCCCGGUCCUACACAUCAGGAAGUGCCAGCCGGAGAUGUGGACAGCGGUGGCGUGCGCUCUGCAGAUCAAACCCUGUCACAGCAAGUCGCGGGGGAGUGUCAUCUGCAAGUCGGACUGCGUGGACAUCCUGACGCAAUGUGGGGACCUGAAGCGCUUCCACCAGGGCCAGACCCCCGAGAGGAUCUGUGAGCUGCUGUCGCCCGUCGACGACCCGGAGAGCUGCAUCCCCCUACACAGAUACCUCAACCCCAGCUCCCUGGCCCACAGCGCCAGAGGGGAGGUCACCCACCCGUGUAACCCCAACCCGUGUCCCAGCAACCACCUGUGUCAGGUCAACCGGAAGGGUUGCCCUGACGACUUCAACUGCCAGCCCUUCUUCUGUGUACCAGGCUGUAAACUGGGCGACGCGUCGGACUUCCUGGUCCCGAUGGACACGCGGCUGCAGGUGCCCGUGCUGAGCCCGGGGGCGGGUGGCCAGGCGGACUGCUUCGAGGUGUGCGUGUGCGGGGCCAGCGGCCGCCUGGAGGACUGCAAAGAGAUGCCCUGUGUGGACACCAGCAAGGCCUGCGUGGUGGGAGGGCAGAGGAAAAGCCACGGGACCCCCUUCAGGGUGGACUGCCACCCCUGCUCAUGCUUCGCGGGGGAAACCAUCUGCUCCAGCAGACAGUGCUACAGCCCGGACAGCUCGGACCAGGAACGCCAGCGCUUCACUGGUCUGCCGUGCAGCUGUCCUGACCACUUCGUCCCGGUGUGCGCUACGAACGGCCGGACCUACCCCAGUGCCUGUGUGGCGCGCUGCAUGGGCUUCAAGGACCACCAGUUUGUCUACGGCCACUGCCGUCUCAACGAGCCCUGCUCCUCCAAGCCCUGCCAGAGGAACCAGAGGUGUGUUCCAAAGCGCCGUGUCUGCCUGAGCGACGCCACCGACUUCCCCUGUCGCCAGUACGAGUGUGUGGUCCGCCCGGCGGGCUGUGACAGCCAGCUGGACCCUGUGUGCGACACGGAUGGCGUGGUCCACACAAACCUCUGCAAGCUCCACCAAUCAGGGAAGGCCAUGGCAUACAUGGGCCAAUGCCAGGAGGACUGCAGGAAGCCGCAGCCUGUCUGUGGGCAGAACAGUGAGACCUACAACAGCGUGUGCGAGGCCUUCUCGGACCGCGUGGCCGUGGACUAUGAGGGCCCCUGCCACGCCGUGGGGGCGGGGGCAGACUACGCAGUCGGCUCCGGCUGUGACCUGGUCACCUGUCCACCACCGUCCCACCCGCACUGCGUCCCGGUCACCCCGCCUGGAGCCUGCUGUCCCGUGUGUGCCAGCGUCCUGCGGGUCCUCUGGAACCGAGAGCAAAUGAACGUCUUCGCCAAGUUGGACCGUGACCGGCCCGUGACGGUCCAGGACGUGCUGCAGAUCCUGCGUCUGCACGUGUCGGUGCCGCAGUGCGACUUGUUCGGCUACCUGAGCAUCGACCACGAGCUGGUGGUGGUCAUCGCUCACCUGGACGACCGGCCCACCCGCCUGCAGGUGGAGGCCUGCAGCAAGGAGGCGGAGAAGAUGGACUCGCUCAUCAACUACGGAAGCCCCACGCUGGUCUCCCACGCGCCGCUCUCCUCCUUCCUGUCCGCUGAGACCAGGGUGCCUGUCCUGCACCCGUCUGGAGCCACCGCCUGCUCCCCGCCCUCGCUGCUCAGCGUGUUGCUCCUCCUGGGACUCCUCCUGUCCAGCACCAUGUGACCGUCCUCCUCCUCCUGGGACAUGUAACCGUCCUCCUCCUGUAGGCCAUGUGACCCUCCUCUUCCUGUAGGCCACUUUACCCUCCUACCCCUCCUCCUCCUCCCC
Molecule: messenger RNA, 3063 nt
Organism: Gadus chalcogrammus (walleye pollock)
Lineage: Eukaryota; Metazoa; Chordata; Actinopteri; Gadiformes; Gadidae
Gene: reck
Product: reversion-inducing-cysteine-rich protein with kazal motifs
Exons: 21
Coding region: 58-2958 (966 amino acids)
Biological process (GO): sprouting angiogenesis; blood vessel maturation; extracellular matrix organization
Cellular component (GO): plasma membrane
Molecular function (GO): protein binding; metalloendopeptidase inhibitor activity
Source: RefSeq, a predicted model, not a curated record